Topomyia yanbarensis is the source of this 1599-nucleotide messenger RNA. Its product is annotated as zinc finger protein 184-like. Gene Ontology annotation, cellular component: nucleus. Bases 16 to 1317 code for a protein of 433 amino acids. The transcript is spliced from 3 exons. Lineage: Eukaryota; Metazoa; Arthropoda; Insecta; Diptera; Culicidae. The record is from RefSeq and is a predicted model, not a curated record. Gene Ontology annotation, molecular function: zinc ion binding.
AUCAAAACGCUGCUGAUGUUUAUUUCUAUAAUAUAUUUUGUUGUCUAUUUACGAAAAGGGAUGGAAUCAUUAAAUUUGCUUAGUUGCCGAAUGUGCCUAUCAAUCCCAGAUGAAAAAGCAUUAACUUUUUCAGUUUUUGAUACAUUUAAAAAUAGAUUGAUCCAGGAUAUAAUCUACGAAUUGUUCAGUAUUAAGAUAACGAAAGAGGAUCGCUUAUUAACCAUUUGUCUGGAAUGUGUGAACUGUAUCAAUACUGUUCAGAAGAUACAUCAACAAUUUGCGGAAAGCAACCAGAAACUAAAAAGUCUUUUGGGAUUUACAGAAGACAUCAAUGAAGUUGAGCUACUCAUUAUCGAUGACAAUGACCAGGUGUUACAAAACACUAUCUCACCAAAAGGGUCGGACCUUGAACUAGAAGUAUUGUCCCUUACUGCAGAAACGGAAGUAACAUCGUCUGAAGAUGUAGACAAUAUCAAACUCAUUUCGAUUGAGGAACAUGCAAGGCUAGAAGCUGUUGAAGUCAACAGAUCUGACGAUGUGAAAAAUGAUUCAGUUGAAGAAGAGAUCACAAGUUAUGUUUGGAAGACAAACGAUGGCUUAGAUUCCGAGAAACAAAUUCCGCGGAAAAGAAUCAAAGAGGAAGUAACCAAAAGAAUUCCACUUCAUAAAUGCUACUUAUGUCUGACUUCUUUCGAUAGUGAGAUGGCAUUCACAGAACAUUUACAUGUACAUUUCGGAGAAGUUCCUAUUACCUGCGAUAAAUGCGAUAACCUUGUACUGAAGUCUGUGCGACAAGCCAGUAAGCAUUUAGCAUUACAUGACGAAGAUGACCGUCCGCACAAGUGUCGUAUUUGUGAGCUAAGGUUUUUUACAAGAGAAAACAGUCUUACUCACGAAAGAAAAAUUCACCGAAUGAAGGUGAAACUGCAACAGAACAUCGAUGGGUACGCCGAUAGACGCAAGUUAAAGAAAUACCAGUGCAGUUACUGUGGCCAACUUGCUCCCACUAGCGACUGUUUGAGAAAACAUGAGCUUUUACAUGGUUCUCAGGUUUUUCACACAUGCGAGAUUUGUCCGAAGCGAUUUACGGCUAGGAAGAAUUUGACGCGACACAUGAUGAUCCACACUGGUGAGCUUCCAUACAAGUGCGAUUUUUGUGAUCGUGCCUUCCGACAGGCAGGUGAUUUGAAGGACCACAUUCGAGGGCACACAAAAGAAAAUCCUUAUAUUUGUACUGUAUGCGAUGCUUGCUUCCGCAAUGGAAAAACCUUACUAGUUCAUCAGAAAAAGCUUCAUCCUGAGUCGCUCAAAAGAUGAAGGUUCAUAGCAAAGUAAAAAACCUUAUCAAAUAACAGGUAAUAUUAAUAUUUUAGAAAAUCCCUAAUCAGUCAAAAAGAUCCGGUGAGUUUUCUCAUCACAUUGCAUUAGUUUUGCAUAAAGCUCUUAAAUUUGUUCCAUUCAACUUGAACCAAAAAUCCGACAACACGUAUGAAAUGCGUGAAUCCCCUAGAACAACUUUAUAUGAUGAGUAGAAACGUGAGAUAGCAGGUACACCAAAAUUAAAGUGAACAUAAUUUAUGUCAGUUCUUUUCCGGGCAU